AUGGAUGGGUUCCGGCUGGUGAAGCUCAAUGAGGUCAUCAGACAGGUGGACAUCGUCAUCACCUGCACGGGGAACAAGAACGUGGUGAGCAGGGAGCACCUGGACAGGAUGAAGAACGGCUGCAUCGUCUGCAACAUGGGGCACUCCAACACCGAGAUUGACGUGGCCAGUCUGCGCACUCCGGAGCUGACGUGGGAGCGGGUUCGCUCUCAGGUCGAUCACGUCAUCUGGCCGGACGGGAAGAGGAUCGUGCUGCUGGCCGAGGGCCGCCUGCUGAACCUGAGCUGCUCCACCGUCCCCACCUUCGUCCUGUCCAUCACGGCCACCACGCAGGCCCUGGCGCUGAUCGAGCUCUACAACGCUCCUGAGGGGCGCUACAAGCAGGACGUGUACCUGCUGCCCAAAAAAAUGG
Molecule: messenger RNA, 412 nt
Organism: Malurus melanocephalus (red-backed fairy wren)
Lineage: Eukaryota; Metazoa; Chordata; Aves; Passeriformes; Maluridae
Product: S-adenosylhomocysteine hydrolase-like protein 1
Exons: 5
Biological process (GO): L-methionine cycle
Cellular component (GO): cytosol
Source: RefSeq, a predicted model, not a curated record